Fusarium oxysporum Fo47 is the source of this 1164-nucleotide messenger RNA. RefSeq lists its product as uncharacterized. Bases 1 to 1164 code for a protein of 387 amino acids. The record is from RefSeq and is a predicted model, not a curated record. The transcript has 2 exons. NCBI's taxonomy places the organism in Eukaryota, Fungi, Ascomycota, Sordariomycetes, Hypocreales, Nectriaceae.
AUGAAGUCUGUUUCGUACGUGAUAGAUCCUGAUGGCGACAUCGAACUCGUGCUCAAUGAGCCAAAUGUCCAGAAUAUCAUCCCAGAAAGAGUCUUGUGUGGAGAUGGAGAGGCCGCCAACGACUCACCCACCACGGACUUCAACAACUCAGUACUCCAAGGACGAUACACAGUCUUUGAUAACUUUGAUACUCCUACAUUUGUCGAUGACUACGGCGAUUUGGAUUUCGUAGAAGAGACUCCCGACGUAGUGCGGAUAAGAGUUUCUUCAAAGCACCUGACAUUUGCCUCGAAAAUUUUCAGCGCUAUGCUUCAAGGCCCAUGGUCUGAGGCCUCAUCAUUUCCUUCUCGGGGCAGCCCUCGCCAAGUUGCGACCUCUGACUGGGACGCUAAGGCCCUCGCCAUCGUGCUUGAUGCGAUACACGGGCGUUUUCGACAGAUCCCCAAGUAUAUCAACCUCGUCCUUCUGGCUCGUAUCGCAACCAUCGUCGACUACUAUCAAUGCUACGAGAGUAUGGAGCUCAUCAGUACCUUGUGGCUCUCUCAACAGUCUGUUACACAAGAAAACUCCGAUUUGUACACCGAAAGCUCGUUACUGCGGCUUUAUGUCGCGUGGGUCUUUGAGAGCGAUGUUCUUUUCACUGCCGUGGCCCGUAGGGUCUUGAGGUACAGCAAAGGACUUUCAGAGUUCGAUUUGAAGGAACUUCCCGUUGGUGGGGUUUUCGAUGUCCUGAAUGACAAAAGAACGGAGCUUAUCAGGAGGGUCCUGGAAGGUCUCGAUAUCCUUCAAGAAACGCUCCGCACUGAGGAGGAAUGUCCCGGGUUGGGUUUAUCUGACUGCUCAUCCAUGUUGCUUGGGACUUUGAUGCGAGAGAGAUUCAGAUGGGAUGAUGAACUUACGCCCCUCGAGCCUCCUUACGACGGAUACAGCGUUGUCACGAUGCGAGCCUUGGUCGACGGGUUUCCCCGACCUAAACCAUUACAGCCAAACUACGAUAACUCUGGGCGCAGCAGCUCUGGAGAGCUCGACGUAUAUCAUCGACGGUGCAUGUGUACCAUACAGGGGCGGAUUCAAAAACUGAUGAAGGGGAUCAACAACGAUAUCAAGGGGUUCCGCCCUUCGCGCAUUCAGGGCUGGGGGCUGCGUCAGAAGGAGAAUGACUAA